Messenger RNA from Oenanthe melanoleuca, 633 nucleotides. RefSeq names its product eukaryotic translation initiation factor 4E family member 1B (gene EIF4E1B). Gene Ontology annotation, biological process: translational initiation. Lineage: Eukaryota; Metazoa; Chordata; Aves; Passeriformes; Muscicapidae. Gene Ontology annotation, molecular function: RNA 7-methylguanosine cap binding; translation initiation factor activity. Gene Ontology annotation, cellular component: eukaryotic translation initiation factor 4F complex; cytoplasm. The record is from RefSeq and is a predicted model, not a curated record. The coding region runs from base 1 to 633 and encodes 210 amino acids. The transcript is spliced from 7 exons.
AUGGCUACAGGGGGGCAGAGGCAACAGGAGCGACGCAGGCAGAGGGCUCGGCAGCAAGAGCUGCUCCAGCCAGAGAUCCUGGGCAAGCACCCCCUGCAGAACAGGUGGGCACUGUGGUUUUUCAAGAAUGACAAGAGCAAGAUGUGGCAGGCAAACCUGCGCCUCAUCACCAAAUUCAGCACUGUGGAGGACUUCUGGGCGCUGUACAGUCACAUCCAGCUCGCCAGCAAGCUCGCAGCUGGCUGUGACUACUCCCUCUUCAAGGAUGGCAUUGAGCCCAUGUGGGAGGACAGCCAGAACAAGCGUGGUGGGCGCUGGCUCAUCACCCUGGCCAAGCAGCAGCGGCACACUGAGCUGGACCGGUUCUGGCUGGACACAAUGCUGUGCCUCAUUGGGGAGAUGUUUGAUGAGUACAGCGAUGAGGUGUGCGGGGCUGUCAUCAACAUCCGCACCAAGGGGGACAAGAUUGCCAUCUGGACCCGGGAGGCAGAGAACCAGGAAGGGGUCACCCACAUUGGGCGUGUCUACAAGGAGCACCUGGGCCUGUCACAGAAGGUGGCCAUUGGCUACCAGGCUCAUGCGGAUACAGCCACCAAGAGCAGCUCCCUUGCCAAGACCAAGUUUGUGGUGUGA